Molecule: messenger RNA, 1047 nt
Organism: Acanthisitta chloris (rifleman)
Lineage: Eukaryota; Metazoa; Chordata; Aves; Passeriformes; Acanthisittidae
Gene: MAP2K3
Product: mitogen-activated protein kinase kinase 3
Exons: 13
Coding region: 1-1047 (348 amino acids)
Biological process (GO): MAPK cascade; protein phosphorylation
Molecular function (GO): ATP binding; MAP kinase kinase activity
Source: RefSeq, a predicted model, not a curated record
AUGGACAAGAAGCAAGAUUCCAAAGGAUCUUUGGAGCCACACAAACCAGUGAAAGGCAAGAAGAAACCUGUUCUGAGGAUCCAGUGUGUCCCCAUCAAACCGCCUGUUGCCAACACAACGCCCCCGAGGAACUUGGACUCCAGGACGUUCAUUACCAUCGGAGAUAAAAACUUUGAGGUGGAAGCUGAUGACCUGGUUACAAUUUCAGAGCUGGGCCGUGGGGCCUAUGGUGUGGUGGAGAAAGUCCGACACGCGCAGAGUGGCACCAUCAUGGCCGUGAAGAGGAUUCGAGCCACUGUGAACACUCAAGAGCAGAAGAGGUUAUUGAUGGACUUGGACAUCUCCAUGAGGACAGUUGACUGCUUCUACACUGUCACCUUCUAUGGAGCCCUCUUCCGUGAGGGCGACGUGUGGAUCUGCAUGGAACUCAUGGACACCUCCCUAGAUAAAUUCUACAAGAAAGUACUGGAGAAGAAGAAAACCAUCCCUGAAGACAUUUUGGGGAAAAUGGCUGUGUCUAUUGUACGAGCUCUGGAGCACCUGCACAGUAAACUGUCUGUAAUCCAUAGAGAUGUGAAACCUUCCAAUGUGCUGAUCAACAAGGAGGGGCACGUGAAAAUGUGUGACUUUGGGAUCAGUGGCUACUUGGUGGACUCGGUUGCGAAGACCAUGGAUGCUGGCUGCAAGCCAUACAUGGCUCCAGAAAGAAUAAACCCUGAGCUGAACCAGAAGGGCUACAACGUGAAAUCGGAUGUCUGGAGCCUUGGGAUCACAAUGAUCGAACUGGCCAUUCUUCGCUUCCCCUAUGAGUCCUGGGGAACUCCAUUCCAACAGCUCAAGCAGGUAGUGGAGGAGCCCUCGCCCCAGCUGCCUGCAGAUCGCUUCUCCAAGGAGUUUGUGGACUUCACAGCCCAAUGCUUAAGGAAGAACCCUGCUGAGCGAAUGAACUAUUUAGAACUUAUGGAACACCCUUUUUUCACCUUGCAUGACACCAAAGAGACUGACAUGGCCUCCUUCGUGACAGAGAUCCUCGGGGAAGACUCCUAA